Molecule: messenger RNA, 231 nt
Organism: Paraphaeosphaeria sporulosa
Lineage: Eukaryota; Fungi; Ascomycota; Dothideomycetes; Pleosporales; Didymosphaeriaceae
Exons: 4
Coding region: 1-231 (76 amino acids)
Source: RefSeq, a predicted model, not a curated record
AUGACCUGCUGCGCACGUAACAACGGCGAGUGCCUUUGCGCCAAGGAGGCAACCUGCAGCUGUGGAAAGCAGCCCGCUCUCCAGUGUACAUGCGACAAGGCCGCUACCGAGAACAAGAUGCCUACAAACACUUGCCAGUGCGGAAAGCGCGCAGAAGACAGCUGCACAUGCGGCCGCUCCUCUGACAACGGCUCCUCAUCCCUCGAGACCGACUUCACGACCAAGAAAUAA